Molecule: messenger RNA, 549 nt
Organism: Penicillium samsonianum
Lineage: Eukaryota; Fungi; Ascomycota; Eurotiomycetes; Eurotiales; Aspergillaceae
Product: mitochondrial 54S ribosomal mL53 protein
Exons: 3
Coding region: 1-549 (182 amino acids)
Source: RefSeq, a predicted model, not a curated record
AUGCCCCAUUUCCUUCAACCGCAAUUCGCAACGGAGACUCUGGUGUGGUUAGAACUUCCAAUUGAACUUGCGCCAUUACCUACCAAUCUUUUACCGAGGGUCAUUUGUCCAACCGCCGCGGAAUCAACCCCAGCAAACACCACCUUCAAAAAACUUCCCGCCAGGCCUCAUCCACUCAGUCCGCAAAACCCCCUCCGCCCCGCUCACCACCAACCCCAAACCGCAACAAUGACCAUCCCCAUCGCCACGAUAACCACUUUCCGGACCGCCUACAACCCCUUCUCCCGCGCCUCCCGGCCAUGCCGCCUCUUCCUGGGCAUGCUGCGCACACCAGACACUAUCCCAACAAGCAGCCCAACCCACAUCGAUAUCAAGGUCAAGCAAUUGCCGCGCAACUCCACCGAGUCACCGACCAUGACUGUCGGGUUUAAGGGCGGCAAGGAGAUCACGCUGGAUGUUGGAAAGCGCGGGCUGAAGAUUGGCGAUGUUAUCGAGGAGGUGUCCCGUAUUGGUAGAGCUCUGCAGCGGGAGGCCAGCUUGAAGAACUAG